UGAAACCCUGCGAUGAGCCAUCACAUUCAGUCCAUGCAGUCGCUGUGACGUCAGCCAGCAAUAGUCAUCGCCGCCCGAGCAGCAACGGAAACAGCAUCACGAGCUCCCGCCGCCCUGUCAACCACCGGAUUGAUUUCUAAUGGCAAAAAUCAUCAAUCCACCAUAACGCUUAAAAUUCACAUGCGAUUUUCAGUGACAGCACUAGCCGGUGUGCACAGCGCGUGGUAGCUAUUUAUUUUCAUAUUUAUUUAUUUAUUUAUUUUCCUUUCUCCGUUGAAUUUCAGUAAUGGCAGGGCUCACGGGCUGCGGCUGUUGAGAGGCAGGUGCAUCGUCACGCUCUCGUUGGGCGUUAAUGUGAUGGAUUCCGCAACGAGAUGGACGAAACCCAGCUCAACUUUUACGGUUAACCGAUCCUGCGGGGAAUAAUCAAGGCGAGUCCGUUUUGGCUACCGACGCUUUGGCGCAGGAACGCGAGCUGAGGGCUCGUCUCCUCACCAGAGCGCAACAAAUAUUGAAAACGAUUUAAACGGCCUUUAAGAUUUCCCGCAAUCUGAUGCUUGUGGCAUCGGUCCAUGGACUGAAAAGUGUAUCAUGUACACCUGAUGACAUUUCCAUGGAAACCUUUGCUUUUGGAUGAGCAAAUCGCUGCUAUUUCGAGUCGUGUCAUUCUGCGCUGUAUCGGGCCAUUUAUUCUGUAUCUAACAACAAACUACGAUCAAACGUCGCCAAGAUGAUGGAGCUGGACGAGGUGGUGUAUCAGGACGAUUAUGGGGCCGUAUCUGUCAUGUCGGAGCGGGUAUCGGGCCUGGCCAGCAGCAUCUACCGGGAGUUCGAGCGCCUCAUCCAGAGCUACGAUGAGGAGGUGGUGAAAGAGCUCAUGCCACUCGUGGUGAAUGUGUUGGAGAACCUCGACUCGGUUCUGACAGAGAACCAGGAGCAUGAGGUGGAGCUGGAACUUCUGAAGGAGGACAACGAGCAACUCAUCACACAGUAUGAACGGGAGAAAUCGCUCCGCAAACAGGCGGAGGAGAAGUUCAUUGAAUUUGAAGAUGCCUUGGAGGCAGAGAAAAAGGAGUUACAGUCCAUGGUUGACACCUUAGAGCUACAAUCAAAACAACUGGAGCUGAAGACCAAGAACUACGCUGAUCAGAUUUCUCGUCUAGAAGAACGAGAAUCGGACAUGAAAAAAGAGUAUAAUGCUCUUCACCAACGCCAUACAGAGAUGAUACAGACGUAUGUGGAACAUAUUGAACGUUCAAAAAUGCAACAGGGAAGCGGUAACCAGGAGUCCACAGGCUGCGGACGGGCCAGUCAACGACACACCUGGAGGAAAAGUAAAACAGAUCGCCCCCCGUCAUUGAGUUUGUAUCCUGGUGGAGAUGGCAUGGUACGUGGGGGUCCUGGGGGGGCUAAAAUGGUUUCAUCAGACGUCUGGCAUUCCAGUGAUCUCAGCAGACCUGUCUACGUCCCUGGCUAUCAGGAGGACGGCUCAGAUUCAGAUUCUGUUGCAGCCACGCCCAGCAGCACAGGCAGCAAAUCGAACACUCCCACCUCAUCUGUUCCCUCGGCGACAGUUACCCCUCUUAAUGAUGGGCUGGUAUCAGUGGGAGAGAUUGAAAUGUCCCGGGGGAGAGGCCACAAAAAUGCAAAACGCCUUAGUAGAAACAUGGAGGUCCAGGUCUCUCAGGAAACCAGGAACGUCAGCAUUGGUAUGGGCAGUAGCGAUGAGUGGUCAGAAUUUCAAGAAAUUAUAGACUCAACACCAGAGCUGGACAUGUGCUUGGACCCUCGAAUUUUUGGAGGAGGAAACAGUCCUUCUCAAGGCAUAGUGAAUGAAGCCUUCGGUAUCAACACAGACUCUCUGUACCAUGAGAUCAAAGAUGCUAAGUCAGACAUAAUUGGUGAUGUGGACGCUGGAGCGGAACUACUAGGGGAAUUCUCAGUCCGGGAUGAUUUCUUUGGAAUGGGAAAAGAGGUGGAAAAUCUUCUAACAGAGAACAAACAGCUACUGGAGACCAAGAAUGCACUGAACAUUGUGAAGAAUGACUUGAUUGCUAAAGUGGACGAGCUGUCAAGUGAACAGGAAGUUCUUCGGGAAGAGCUGGAAACGGUGAAACAGUCCAAGACCAAAGUGGACCAGCGGGUUAAAGAACUGGAGGAGGAGCUCAAGAGGUUGAGAGCAGAGGCUUUAGGAUCAUCUCAGGAUUGUAAAGAUGAAGGUGGAGAAGAUUACUCGUCUCCUCUGCAGGACGACGUUGCCAUGACGCAGAGGCGACGGUUUACGCGUGUGGAGAUGGCCCGUGUACUGAUGGAGCGGAACCAGUACAAGGAGAGACUGAUGGAGCUUCAAGAGGCCGUGCGCUGGACUGAGAUGAUCAGGGCUUCUCGGGAGAGUCCUCCAUUACCCGAGAAAAAGAAAUCUAUAAUAUGGCAGUUCUUUGCGCGUCUUUUCAGUUCUUCUGCAAGUCCUCCUCCAGUGAAACGGCCUUACACCAGUGUCAACAUCCACUACAAGUCUCCGUCUAUUGCUGGCUACAACCAGAGGCGCUCACAAACCAUGUGUCAGAUCUCCACAAGCAACUGCAUCCUGGAGUUCCUGCCUGAAGAACUUCCCAGUAACGGUGUUGCGUCUCUCCUCAGCGAUUCGGCGCUCUGUACCCGCAGAGAGCAGCGUCGAGAGCAAUACCGGCAAGUGCGUGAGCACAUGCGCCGGAAAGACGGUCCCAUGCAGACCUGCGGCUGGAGCGUCCCACCCCGAUUCAAACAGAAUGGCUCCCAGGCGGACAGCGGCCAAGAUGCCACAGCGAAGAGGACACAGACCAAUGAGAAAGAAGAUAAUCGUAUGAAAAAUGUUCCUGUUCCAGUAUACUGCCGCCCUCUGGUGGAGAAAGAUCCUAACAGGAAGCUGUGGUGUGCAGCCGGUGUGGAUCUGACUGGGUGGAAGACGUCCAACCAGGAGGCUGCAGACGUAAAGACGACCAAUGGCUCAGAUCCGCUAACCGGUGAAGCUCAAGUCGGAGACAAGAGCGAGCAUAGCUCACCAGAGAAAAAGAAGCCUAAGGAACUGCACGAGACAGACUCGAUGAGCAGCCGUGUAUGGAUCCUGACCAGCACUCAUUCAGCUAGUAAAGUGGUCAUCAUCGAUGCCAACCAACCCUGCUCACUAGUUGACCAGUUCAAUGUGUGUAACGCCCAUGUGCUUUGCAUCUCCAGUGUUCCAGCGGCCAGUGAGAGCGAUUACCCAGCAGGUGAGAUAUUUCUGGAGCAGCAGGGCGGAGGCGACGGUGCCUCAGAGGAAAAGGGUGGAGUGGAGGGCAUGUUGGCAGGGAUCACAAUUGUGGGCUGUGCCACCAACUGCAGCGUAGUACGCAGCAACUGUUCCUCUCGCACUGAUACGCCUGUGCAGGACCGAAGCCAAGCUCCUACAGCUCCUGUGUGUAGAAGUUUGGCAGUGUCACAGUCUGCAGAGGAGGCAACAGAAGCCAUUGAGGUGUCAGAGGAGGCGGGGACAACUGAGAACACAGACAACACCCUCAGAUCCUUCACAGAGCAUGUCUUUACAGACAACACACACAGUGAGGCGGGUGUGCAGAAGGAACGGGUAACAUCAGCUCCAAAAGACUCAGAGGAAGGAGGAGACGAUGGUGCAGGAACGAGCGCAGCUCCCACCAUGUGGCUUGGAGCCCAGAACGGCUGGCUUUAUGUUCACUCAGCAGUGUCAAACUGGAAGAAGUGUCUCCAUUCAAUCAAACUUAAAGAUUCUGUACUAAGCUUGGUGCAUGUGAAGGGCAGGGUUUUGGUUGCGUUAGCCGAUGGCACUCUUGCAAUCUUCCACAGAGCUGAAGAUGGACAAUGGGACCUAUCUAACUAUCAUCUAAUGGAUCUGGGCAGACCCCACCACUCCAUCCGAUGCAUGGCUGUGGUGCAUGACAAAGUCUGGUGUGGUAACAAGAACAAGAUCCAUGUCAUCCAGCCUAAGAGUAUGCAAAUUGAAAAAUCAUUUGACGCUCACCCACGCAAAGAGAGUCAGGUGAGGCAGCUGGCGUGGAUCGGUGAUGGAGUCUGGGUUUCAAUUCGUUUGGAUUCAACCCUUCGCCUGUAUCAUGCACACACACACCAGCAUCUACAGGACGUGGAUAUUGAACCAUAUGUCAGCAAGAUGCUCGGUACAGGAAAGUUGGGCUUCUCUUUUGUCAGAAUUACUGCUCUGCUGAUUGGAGGAAACAGGUUAUGGGUGGGAACUGGAAAUGGAGUCAUAAUUUCUAUCCCAUUGACUGAAACUGUAGUGCUUCAUCGAGGUCAGCUUCUGGGACUGAGGGCCAAUAAGGUGUCGCCCACAUCAUCAGGCGGUGUGAUACAUGUAUAUGCAGAUGACAGUAACUCCGAAAAGAGCAGCUUCAUACCGUAUUGCUCCAUGGCUCAGGCUCAACUCUGUUUUCAUGGACACCGGGAUGCAGUCAAGUUCUUUGUGACGGUGCCCGGCAAUGUGUUGGCCACCCUGAAUGGUAGUGUUUUGGACAGCCCAUCAGAGUCUCAGGGGUCCACAGCAGCCCCAGCGGACACAGAAGCACAGAGUCUUCAGAACGUGCUGGUGCUGAGUGGAGGAGAAGGUUACAUUGACUUUCGUAUUGGUGACGGAGAGGACGAUGAGACAGAGGAACCAGCUGAUGCCGAAUCAGCCACUCAGAUCAAGCCGGCAUUGUCUAAAGCAGAGAGAAGCCAUAUCAUUGUUUGGCAGGUGUCUUAUUGCCCAGAGUAACACUAAUGGACACCUCUUGCCUGCCCCCACUUGCCCCAUAACUCCACCCCAAAGACAGAAUAUAAAGUUUUACCUCUUUCUGUAACUAUACCCCAAAUUCUGCCUUGUAACUACCCCUAUAAAAGUCCUAUACUGAACCCUGUGGCCUGUAUUUUCCUACCCUAAAUUAUAACUACCUGUGCAAUCCGUCGUUUCACCUUUAAAAUAUACCCUGCCUAAAAACACAGCCAGUGUUCAAAACUCUCUGCAUCUUAUGACUGAAUGGCAAAUUAAAUGCGUAUAAACAGCUUAAACCAGUACCAAACUUUGUUAUUGGAGAAACUACCCAGUUUUUGCCAAAUACCUAUUUAUACCCAUCCAUCAGCACACAGCUCACUGAAUUGAUAGAAAUGUUUUAAGAGUGAAGCUGAAUAGAAAAUGAUUUUCAGAAAAAAAAAACGCACAUUGGUCCAGAAAGAAGGCUUUUGUAUAGUUAACCAGUAUCACCUGGCUAGAUAUGG
Molecule: messenger RNA, 5259 nt
Organism: Paramisgurnus dabryanus
Lineage: Eukaryota; Metazoa; Chordata; Actinopteri; Cypriniformes; Cobitidae
Source: RefSeq, a predicted model, not a curated record